AUGUCGGCCCCUGCCCUGGCCCCCAUGGGCACCAUGGUCCAUUGCAGGGGGAGGCCUGCUGGCAGGAUGGCGUGGCGCUCGCUGGUGCUGCUCCCCUUCUUCCUGGCAGCAGUUUCAGGCAACACAGUCCCCUUCUUCAACAUGACCGUCGUCUACGUGCCCGAGGAUCUGGAGUUGGGCCAGCGUGCUUUCCAGCUGAUGGCUAUUGACAUAGACGGGGACCCGCUCACCUACAGCAUCAGCGGGCCAGAUGCCUUCUACUUCUCUGUCAAUGCCCAGACAGGCAACGUGACACUGAGGAACUCCCUGGACCGUGAGCUCCUGCCCAAGUUCACCAUCAUCGUCAACGUGUUCGAUGGGAAGAAUGAAGCAAUCUCCAAAAAGCUCACGAUCAUCGUGGAGGACCGUAAUGACAACGCCCCAGUCUUCCAGAACCUGCCGUAUGAAACCUCCAUCUCUGAGAACAUGAAACUCAACAGCAUCAUCUACACUGUGUUUGCCAAUGACAGCGACACCGGGAACGCCUCCAAAGUCAGCUACAGCAUUGAGGAGGUGAUCCCAGACAGCAGGAAGAAUCGCUGGCUUUUCUACAUCCUACCCAACGGGAGCGUGGUGCUCAAUGGCUCACUGGACUAUGCCACGAACACCUUCUACCAGCUCAAGAUCCUUGCCAAGGAUGGCGGGGGGUGGCUGCACAACGUGUUGACCUUCCAGCAGAGCUCAACCUACCUGUCCCUGACCAUACGUGACCUGCCCAACCUGGACCCACGGUUCCUCAACGAGCCCUACUCCGGCUCUGUGCCGGAGAACUGCACCCUGGGCACCACUGUGCUGACUGUCACCGCCGUGGACAGAGACACAGGGGUGAAUGAUGAAAUCUCCUACAGCAUCACCAAUGCCAGCGUCCCCUUUGCUAUCAGUGCGACAACGGGCACCAUCACUGUGAGUGGGCCCCUGGACCGUGAGCAGCUGCCAAGCGAGGAAGUGCUUCUGGAAGUCACGGCACGUGAGAAGAACCUGGACAUCCACGGCAAGGUGGCACAGGCCAGCACCAUGGUGGCAGUCAUGGUGACUGAUGUCAAUGACAACAAGCCCCAGUUCUACCGCUGCUCCCUUCCCAGCUGCGACUUCUCCACUAGUGCCCAGAACAACUUCAGGGGCAACAUCAUAGAGCACUCCUCCUCCAGACUGCCCGUGUCCAACCUCAGCAUCGUUGCCCAUGACCCGGACAAGGGCAUCAACAGCAACUAUGAGCUCUACCUGCAGGGUCCGAAUGCCAGCGCCUUCACUGUCUCACCCACAAAAAUUGUGGGCACAGGAGAGGUCCAACUCCUGGUGCAAGACCCAUCCUCUGUGGACUAUGAGAUAAGCCAUGUCAUGGUGGUGCAGAUCAUCGCUAAUGACACGGGGAACCCCAUGGAUUGCUGCUCCACGGCCACCGUGACCAUCAAUCUCAUUGACAGCAAUGACCACAUCCCCGAGUUCCCCCAGAGCACCUACAACCUGAGCGUGAUGGAGAACAGCCCUACUGGCACCAUCAUCUCCCCAAACAUCACGGCCUAUGAUCCGGACAGCGGUGUCCUGGGCCAGAUCACCUACCAGCUGCUCCCGGAGAGCAUCCGUAAAAUCUUCACGGUGAAUGCCAUGACCGGGGCAGUGCUGGUGCAGAACGGGAGCUUGCUGGACCGGGAGACUCGCUCCAUCUACUACGCCAACCUCCAGGCCAAGGAUGGAGGCAAUCUGGUGGGCACCACUGUGCUGGAGAUCACCGUGCUGGACGACAAUGACAUGGCGCCCAUCAUCACUGGCUCCUACUUCAUCUCAGUGGAAGAGGGGCAGAACGUCAGAACGCAGAUCCAGGCCAUUGACAAUGAUGAGCCUGGCAGCCGCAACAGCGAGUUGGGCUUCAAGAUCUUGCCAGGACCAUUCAGCAACAACUUCACCAUCAACGCAGCCACGGGUGAGAUGCACAGCAAGGAGCCACUGGACCGCGAGGCCUUGGAAGAUGAGCGGGGGCAGGUGGUGGUGACAGUGGAGGUGUACGACCACGGCGUGCCGCAGCUCCACACCUUGGUGAACGUCACCAUCACUGUGGGGGACAUGAACGACAACGCACCCGUGUUCCUCAACCAGUCCUAUGAGUUCUCAGUCUUUGAAGACUCUCCAGGGUCCCUCGUGGGUGAGGUGGAGGCCACAGAUGCUGACCGGACGGAGAUCAAUUCCCGCAUUUCCUUCCUACUUCAGAGGGGCAGUGGCUCCAGCAACUUCUUGAUCCGCUCAUUCCACGUGGAGCCAGGGUACUAUGGUGGGCAGCUGUCAGUGGACCCCGACAUGUCCCUGGACUAUGACACCCUGCAGCAGAAGUUCUUCUUCUUGGUGGUGCUGGCAGAGAACACGGCCGCAGACAACAUGGGGGACACUGCCAACGUCUCGGUGGUGGUCCACAUCCUAGACAUCAAUGAUGAGCCCCCCACCAUCCUGCCAGCCUCGCUGCAGGAUGUGCAUGUGAGCGAGAACGGCACGCAGCAGGGCCUGGUCCACAUGCUGGUCGCCUCCGACCCAGACACCAACCACUCGCUGGUCUUCGAGGAGCUGGCAGUCACCUGCUUCAAGGGGGCGAGCAGCGCUGGGGAGGUGUGCUGGGACUGGUUUGUGCUGGCACCCAAUGGCUCGGUGCUGGUGAACAGCUCGGACAUUGACUACGAGCUGUGUGACAGGGUGGUGCUCACGCUGCGGGCUGAAGACCUGUACACCAAGAAGGGCAACCGCUACAGCCAGAAUGAAACCCUGAGGAUCCUCAUCACCGAUGUGAACGACAACACACCACUCUUCCUGCCCAUCUUGCAGACCUUUGUGGUUGUCCCUGAAAUCUCUCCUGUGGACCUCCAAGUGGCUACUGUGAAGGCCACAGACGCUGACUCGGGGCUGAGGGGAACCAUCACCUUCUCCAUUGUCAGCGUGGUGCUCGUGGAAGACAACGGGGUCAGCCGGCCUUUCAAGAACCUCUUCAAGGUGGUGACAACACCUGAGCAGGACAGCUACGUUGGAAGCAUCCAGGUGGCCAACAACCUCGAUGGCUCACUGAAGGGGCAGUACCAGGUGACAGUGGAGGCUCAGGACAGCGAGGAGCCAGCACACACAGCACAGACCGUGCUGAAUAUCUUCACGGUGGAUCAGAGCUACCGUGUUCGCCUCCAGUUCACGAAAACAGUGGAUGAAGUCCAAAGUAACUCCGAAAAAAUCAAAGUGGCCCUGACCACCGUGACCAAGGCAGGGGUCUAUGUGGCGGCCAUCCAGAGCAUAGAGGACACCCGUGCCUCCCAGGUGGAAGCCAAGUCAGUGAUGGAGGCGUACUUUGUCUACAGCAAUGGCACUGCCCUGGACGUCAACCAGCUGAGCGUGUGUUGUGACCCGCUGGUCCUGGCUGAGCUGGUGAACCUGGGCCUGGCUGUCAUCGGCCCCGGGGAGGUGGUGAAGCCCACCAGGGAGACAGAGCUGAUCGGCAUCAUCGCAGGGCUGGCAGCGUUCCUGCUCAUCUUCAUCCUCAUCAUGACCCUGAUCUUGGUUCUCACCACUAGGAGCUACAAGAGGAAGCUGAGUGCGAUGAAGGCUCUGAAGGCGGCCACGACGUUCAGCCCUGCCAUGGCACAACAGGGAGCUGGCAUCCCUGGGACCAACCAGUACAAUGCAGAGGGGGCCAACCCCAUGCUGAACCUCUCACUUGAUCCCUCCCACGACCUGGGCUUCCACGAGGACUCCAGCUCUGUGGCCAGUGUGAAUUCCCUGGAUGAAAACACAGUAAAUGCACCUGGGGACAACAACCUCAAGGCCAUGCAGGGCAAAGCGCAGCUGACAGACCCCACCGACGAGGAGGUGCUGGUGGCCGCCCUGAACCUGAAGGAGCCCACCAAAACAGCGUACAUCAAUACGACCUUCACCACCACGGACUUGUGA
This is a messenger RNA of Pygoscelis adeliae (Adelie penguin), 3954 nucleotides long. RefSeq names its product cadherin-related family member 2 (gene CDHR2). Gene Ontology annotation, biological process: homophilic cell-cell adhesion. The record is from RefSeq and is a predicted model, not a curated record. Bases 1 to 3954 code for a protein of 1317 amino acids. NCBI's taxonomy places the organism in Eukaryota, Metazoa, Chordata, Aves, Sphenisciformes, Spheniscidae. Gene Ontology annotation, cellular component: plasma membrane. The transcript has 32 exons. Gene Ontology annotation, molecular function: cell adhesion molecule binding; calcium ion binding.